Messenger RNA from Xyrauchen texanus (razorback sucker), 1962 nucleotides. RefSeq names its product ceramide synthase 3a (gene cers3a). NCBI's taxonomy places the organism in Eukaryota, Metazoa, Chordata, Actinopteri, Cypriniformes, Catostomidae. Gene Ontology annotation, molecular function: sphingosine N-acyltransferase activity; DNA binding. Gene Ontology annotation, cellular component: membrane. The record is from RefSeq and is a predicted model, not a curated record. Bases 147 to 1277 code for a protein of 376 amino acids. Gene Ontology annotation, biological process: ceramide biosynthetic process. The transcript has 11 exons.
AGUCAACAGAAAAAGAUUGUUUGCAGUUAAUACUGCCUGAUCUAAGCAAACAUGAAAGCAAGGAACAUUUCCUUUUCUGGAUUAUGGAUAUGUUGUAAUUGAAGCUCAACACCACAAAUUGUCGAGGACUUCAUGGGACUGGCAGAAUGAUGGGAGUGAUAAAUGAGUGGCUGUGGUGGGACCGCCUUUGGCUGCCGGGCAACCUCACAUGGGCAGAUCUCAAAGACACAGAUGACUUUGUCUAUGCCAGGAUAUCCCACCUCUAUAUCAUUGUGCCAUAUGCAUUAGUCUUCCUCUUAGUCAGAUACCUGUUUGAAAGGUUAAUAGCUACACCAUUUGCUGCCUACAUCGGAGUUACAGAGAAGACAAGACACAAAGAGGAGCACAGUGCAAUCCUUGAAAAUUUCUUCACUACAAAGUCAAAAAACCCAGGAGAGGAAGAUAUAGUUGGCCUGUCUAAAAAAUGCAGCUGGUCAAGCAGACAAGUUGAGCGCUGGUUCAGGAGAAGACGGAACCAGGACCGGCCUGGAGUUUUGAAAAAAUUCAGAGAGGCCAGUUGGCGACUGGUGUUCUAUCUAGGGACGUUCAUUGGUGGCAUUAUAGUCCUAUAUGAUAAACCAUGGUUUUAUAAUUUGCGAGAAGUGUGGAAUGGAUAUCCCAGACAGUCCUUGCUAGAGUCUCAGUAUUGGUAUUAUAUUGUAGAGAUGAGCUUCUAUUUGUCACUAGUGCUCAGGAUCACCUUUGAUGUCAAACGAAAGGACUUCAGAGAGCAGAUUAUCCACCAUUGGGCCACACUGACCCUCUUAGGUUUCUCGUGGUGUGGGAAUUACAUUCGGGUCGGUACCCUGGUCAUGCUAAUUCAUGAUGCAUCUGACAUCCUUUUGGAGGCCGCCAAGCUCUUCAACUAUGCCAAGUGGUUAAGAACAUGCAAUGGCAUCUUUGUGAUAUUUGCUGCAGUCUUCAUAUUGACGAGACUCAUAAUCUUUCCAUUUUGGAUUAUUCACUGUACAUGGGUCUAUCCACCCGACUAUUACCCUCCAUUCUUUGGAUAUUACUUUUUUAACUUAAUGCUCGUCAUCCUGUUGAUGCUCCACAUGUUCUGGGCAUUUCUGAUUCUACGGAUGGUGAAGAUGUUUCUCUUCGGAAGUUUAAAAAAAGACGAGCGAAGCGACAAUGAAGAAGAGGAGGAGGAAGAAACCAGUGUGAUAGAGGACACUGAUGGACAUACGAAAGUGACCAAUGGCUGUGGAGGAGGAGGAGGGUCUAAUCAUCACUGACGAUGCCAGAGACCUGUGAAAAACAAACUGCAUCCUUUAAUAACACAAAAAAAAAUCUUGCUUUUUUCCACCUGGCUUCUUUAGAGACGUUGUUUGCUGCUUUUCGGCAGCCAAACCUUUUUUCUGUUUCAACUUAAAACAGUGUUCAUAAUAUGGCACAGGACCACCUGGAUAAUUAUGAAAUAACAGAGUGGAAAAAUCAAUUGAAGAGCUUGCUCCUAUUAACACUUAAAAGAUUCCUUGUUGUUUCUGAAGCUCAGCACUCACAUAACACUGGCAGCGUUUGCCAUCUGGCAUGUUACAUCAAGGCUUCAUCAUUGCAGGCCGUCUAUCUUGCUGCCGUGUUUUACAACAUCAUCUUUGCUGUCCAGAGGAGCCUCUAUCAAGAACUUAUGAGAUGAAAUGUUGAUGCAAGAGAUAGACUUAAUGUACAUCCUCUUCAUUGGGUUGCACUGUUGUUUAAAUUGGUGUUGAUUGUUCAUCUGAUGAAACAUAAAAAAAAAACAUUUUUCAAAACACUUUCAGUUGGCAAAAAAUCUAGAAAACAUUAGUUGUGAAAAUUAGAUGUGAUCUUGGACCUUUAUACAGCUUUAUACAGUACAUGCCACUAAAGAGAAUGUAAGUCUAUCCUUCACAGUCUCUGUUUUAUUUGCAAUAAACACCAACAUGGUGCUACUCUGAAUAA